GGAGGAGUGGUGAGGUGCGCCGCCGCCUGAGCAGCCCAUCGCCAUGUGUACUUCACAACGACUCCUGAUUCUCUGUAUUUUAGGGGUUCUCUCUGAGGGCAGAGGCAGCCCUGUAGCCAGGGCCCCCGCUGGUAGCUAUGCUGGCGAGGCGUCUCUCCAGUUCCAGCAUCCAGUCUCCCGCCAGGGUGCAGCAUCCUUGCUCCCACACCUCACCCACGUCUCACAUCCCCGGGGAGAUGAAGGAGAUGCUCGCGGGACAUCCAUUCAUCUCGUAGUGGCAGACAGAACUGAUGCUGAUAAAAGACAUGCUUUGCUUUAUGCGAAAACAGCAAGAAUCAACACAGUAGUUACACAUAAGGAAGCAGGUAGUUAUCUACUCGACGGUAGUAAAAAAUUAAACAACACCGAACUAUACAUAGCAUUAGGAAGCUUGAGCAACCACAAUGCUAAACUGACACCUUUUGAAAGCUACAACACAGUGGGAGAUAAAAAUAUUCUAAGGAGAAGUGUACGAAAUGAGUCUUCAGGUCAAGCACAAGAUCAGACUGAUGUGAACUACAGGACGUUACGGGACACGACCCAGCCAAGCAAGGCGGAGAUUGUGGCCAAGUGUUGUGGCCACAACCAGUACAUGGCCAUGGAUGGGUACGCCUGUGUCCUGGACGACCUCGGUCUCUCGCUACUGCAAGAUCCACUCGUGAGGGCCGCCAGCAUAACUCAACUAACCUAUACUUCCUUUCCAACAUGUGAAAGCGGAGAAGGAUACCAUUUCUACUACGUCGACCCGAGGUCUGUCGACGACCACGGGGAGCUAAUGGCUGGCCAGGUGCUGGAGGUAGUGAGCAUGGAGGGAGAGUGCGUCCUCAGCAGGAGAUCCAUCCACCAACAUAACUACUGCCUCGAGUAUGGUGUGGACGGCUCCGAUAUCCGUCCAAUCGUGCUGGUGUGUCCGGAGAUGUGGGAGAAUACGGACGUGCAUAGGAUGAAAUAUGGGGUGAUGGCAGCACUACUGGGCGUGUCCUGCAUUGCGUUCUUUGCUACAGCCGUCUUCCUAGUCUCCUCCCACGCCAGGAGGGGCCUCGUCACCGUCAGAAAGGUGAAGACGCUGGCGGGGCGGCUCCAGCUGAGCUACGUGUUGACCUCCCUGGUUGGGUUCCUGCUCCUGGCCGCCAGCAUGACCGUGGAGGUGGCGCAGGACAGCUCCCAGUGUUAUGCCAUGGCCGGCCUCCUCACCUUCUUCCUCCUGGCGGGCUUCCAGUGGAACACCUCCAUUUGCCUCGAGGCUCUGAUCGCCUCCCUGAGGUUCGGAAUGUUUGGUGAAGAUGAGGGCUGGCGGUACAUACUACACUCACUGUGGGCUUGGGGCGUGCCGGGGCUCAUCACCAGCCUGGCCCUCACCCUCAACCACUACCGCGCCUCCCUCCCCUGCAGCGUCAUCACCCCCAGGAUUGGUCUCUACAACUGCUUCUUCUCCGACCAGAAGGCCAAACUGGUGUAUCUGUACGUGCCCAUGUUGCUGACGCUGUGUGCCAACACCUUCCUGCUCCUCGCUUCCCGCUGCGUCCGCUCAGCAAACCUGCGCCGAAUGGACUACUGCAUCACCGAACUCAAACAUAAGCCUACGCCCACAUCGCCUAGCCUACCAGGUAGUGAUGGGAGGGAGACACCACUGAAGAGCCUGGUCCGUGACAGCGGGGGAGAGUCCUCGUCCACCAGCGGCCCUCGCCAGCACCAGGGUGACGGGGGGCAGCCUUCCCUACACCCCCACAACCUGUGGAGGGAGUCGGUACUCCUGGUGGUGUGGUCCGGGGCGACGUGGUUCAUGGAGGUGGUCGCCUUCCUAGUGGCGCAGUACGUCGUCCAGCCCUCAACUGCUUGGUAUGACUACCUGUGGUAUAUUCCCUCUAGCGUUAAUGCCCUGCGGGGAGUGGGCAUCUUCUGCAUCCUGGUGUUGACGUCAGAAAACCGUGGCAAGCUGUCGCGUGCCACUGGCAACUUGGGCAGGUUCCUGGGCCGAAGCUCCAGCCCAGCUGAUAGUAAAAGCUCGCUGAGACACCACCAGUCGCCGGGGAACGAACCCGAGGUCCACGGUAGAGGAAGUCGCAUCAUGUCUAUCGCCACCACUAUCACGCAGCUGUCUAUCGAAAACGCACAUUCUCUUGAUUCCGGAGUAGAGACUGCAAGUGAGUCUACUGCGACGCACCCGCGUCUGACGCACUCAGUCAGCCAGGUAGACAACCGGUGCAGCUCUGCCUCUUCAGUCUCAUCAGACUUUGGCGAUUUCGAGCUGGAUGCUGAAGUUGGGGGUGAAGGUGAAACGAAAGUCACCACUAGUUAACUUGUGGAUAAUCUUAUUGGGGUCCGUCACUCAUCAGUCUAGAAGUGAUGAAUGACGACCUCCAGCCACCACCACAGUCUACCAGUGAUGAUUGACGGCCUCCAGCCACCACCACAGUCUACCAGUGAUGAUUGACGGCCUCCAGCCACCACCACAGUCUACCAGUGAUGAUUGACGAC
Messenger RNA from Procambarus clarkii (red swamp crayfish), 2517 nucleotides. NCBI's taxonomy places the organism in Eukaryota, Metazoa, Arthropoda, Malacostraca, Decapoda, Cambaridae. The record is from RefSeq and is a predicted model, not a curated record.